Molecule: messenger RNA, 2897 nt
Organism: Argiope bruennichi
Lineage: Eukaryota; Metazoa; Arthropoda; Arachnida; Araneae; Araneidae
Product: circumsporozoite protein-like
Exons: 8
Coding region: 68-1024 (318 amino acids)
Source: RefSeq, a predicted model, not a curated record
ACAGUGGUAUCCCAUCGGGAAGCAUCUCAGAUAUUGGAACGGAAAGUUACCGUACAAUUAUCUGUCGAUGCCACGGCCCCCUGGUGGCCAUGCUCAUAUAAGUUUUCAAGACCCCUGUUCAUUAAACCUCUGUUUAUCGAAGAUGGAGCAUUGCGAUUUGUCAGCUGGUAAAAUGUCUGAAGGUUCUGAGAGUGGUCGUCAGGCUGGAAUGCCCCCGGCUGCUGAUGGUGGUCGUCAAGCUGGAAUGCCUGAGACUGAUGAUAGUGAUCGUCAGGCUGGAAUGCCUGAGGCUGCUGUUGGUGGUCGUCAAGCUGGAAUGCCUGAGACUGACGAUGGUGAUAGUCAGGCUGGAAUGCCCCCGGCUGCUGAUGGUGAUCGUCAAGCUGGAAUGCCUCAGGCUGAUGAUGGUGAUCGUCAGGCUGGAAUGCCCCCGGCUGCUGAUGGUGGUCGUCAAGCUGGAAUGCCUCAGGCUGAUGAUGGUGAUCGUCAGGCUGGAAUGCCUGAAUUUGCUGAUGGUGGUUGUCAGACUGGAAUGCCUGAACUUGUUGAUAGUAGUUGUCAGACUGGAAUGCCUGAAGUUGCUGAGUGUGGUCGUCAGGCUGGAAUGCCUGAAGGUGCUGAGGGUGGUCGUCAGGUUGGAAGGCCCCCGGCUGAGCAUAGAAGGACCUUGAAGACCGAAUGUGAUCGAUGCAUCAGGGAUGAGAUAUUCAAAUCUCCUUUUCAGAGGGAGUUCGAAAAAUUUGUCAGAGAGAGGGAUAUUAGACUCAAUGCGGAUCCUCAUAUUAACGAUGAGUGUCCUCAUCAGGAUGAAUGGCGAUAUGAUCUUUGUGAUGGUUGCAUGAAGGAGGAGAUCAUUGCAAAAUAUGAUCCCGAGGCGCUCAGACGCAUCCGGGCUGAGAGGGUUGCAGCCACUCCAUUUCACCGUAAAGAGUGCUGCCUGUCUUUGGUUGAGAAGGAAGUUAGUGGCUUGUUGGACGAUCCCGACAAGUACAAACGCAUGCGGGCUAAUAACCAGAAGUUCUAAAGAAGCCGCUGAAGAAGCUGGCUUCCACCCGCAACGGUCAUUUGGUUAAUAUAACCAUAGAGCUGAUAUAUAAAUGGAGGGAGCAAGUCGCGUGCUUUUUGUCUAAACAAGUGUAUUGUUCGACAACGGAUUGUAAAACCCUCCGUGCUUUUGCGCAUGCGUUAGGAUGGGUUUAAUUCGUCAAAAUAGGGGUGAAAGGAAAGAUAAAAGGAGAUGUUUACAUUUAACAGCGAAGACUCACGGUUUUAUCAGACGUAAAUAUUACAGAUAAUUACUAAUACAGAAGGAAAAAAAGAUACUAAUGCACAGUAAAAUAUUUGAGAGCAAUUUUUAUUUAAUGUAAGAGGCAUAAACAUUAAAUUAUGAAGAAUAAAUAAGAAAUUUCUGUUCUUAAAAUUUGGUAAUUAUUUUUUUACAAACUAAUAACCAUAUUUUUUUAAUAUCAAAAUGCUACUUUUUUAUUUUUUUAUUUUGAAUUUUUUUGGCGAUAUUUUAAGAUUAAAAACAAUAGAUAAUCGAGAGUUUAUUCUAUUUAAAACAUUUUAUUUUCAUUUAAGGGAUUGGUGUAAAUAUAGAACGCCUUAAAAAUAUUAUAAAUAUUAUUUUUAAAAUAUAUGAUAUUUUAUAUAUUUUAAAUAGGAUAGGAAUGAAUAAUUCCCUGUUUUCUGCUUCUUGGUCACAGUAUUUAAUGAUAUUAUAUAAAAUUUUCUUCGUACCACUCCUGAAAGCUUUCUUGCCAUUUGAACUAGGCAUAUCAAUAUGAAAUUUUGAGUUAAAAUAAAAUACGGUCAGAGACGACACAACACUCACAUACACGUGAAAAAAAAUUGAACUAAAAAAUAUUUGAUGGGAGAAAUCCAAGGUCAAAGGUGAAUAACGGAAAUGCCAUCAUCGUUCGGCGUUUCACCCCUUAACCCUUUAUUUACCGAAUUAUGUUGCAAUCAAUUUUUCAACUUCAUUUUUUCACCAGUAGUUAAGUUUUCUUGCAGAAUAAUUCAAGAAAACCGAAGAAAAAUAUUUUAAUUAAUAGAAAUAUCUUAAUUUAAUUAUUAUUUAAAUAUAUUUAAUUCCUUCUUCUAGCUUCUAUUAACUUUUUUCUAUUUGGGUUACAUUCACCGUAUUCUUUAGAAUAUUAUCAGCAAAAAUUGUAUUACAAAGAUAUAAGUCAGAUUUAAAUGGUACUUUUAAGUACCGUGAGUAAAUAAAGGGUUAAUGAGAUGGAAUCGUCGAGGUGUGGUCGUCUCAGAAUCCGUUGACGAACAGUACCCAACAUGAAUCACGUGACUUAGUUUUUUACUUUGUUUUUGUGCAUUUAUUAAAAGUGAUUACUUUUCCUCUUUAAGAAAACAUUUUAUUUCUUUUCUUUACCUAAAAACAUCUUUUAAUUUUACAUUACAUGUUCAAAUACUUUUAUCAUUAUCUAAUACAGAUAAAAGAACUUUUAUAAAAGCAGAUUAUAAAAGUGACCUAAGUCUUUUUUUUUUCUGAAUAUUCUGAAUAUUUAAAAAAAUGUAUUCGUAUUUAUAAUUAAUUUUUUUUUCUAAAAAUUAAAUUAUAAUUCAAGAAUUAGGAGGAUAAAUAUUUAUUUUUGCAUAAAAAAUGAAAAAUAUAUUAAUUAAAACUGUUAAUUACCAUUAUACAAAAUCUCAUCCCGAACUCUUCCCCUUGUUAAUAUCAGUUUUAACUAUUUCGUUUCUAGUUUCUAGUUUUGCCGGUAACUUUGCUUCUAAGUACCGCAGAAACAAAAUUAAAUCAUUUUUGGAAUCUUAAAUGUGUUGAUUUAAUACAAAAUAACAAAGAAAUUCGAAAUUUUUAAGAAAACUGUCUAUCACUCCCUCUAUCAGUAUCUCAGCUCUAUGAAUAUAACUGAAUG